Glycine soja is the source of this 1111-nucleotide messenger RNA. Its product is annotated as thaumatin-like protein. The coding region runs from base 131 to 868 and encodes 245 amino acids. NCBI's taxonomy places the organism in Eukaryota, Viridiplantae, Streptophyta, Magnoliopsida, Fabales, Fabaceae. The record is from RefSeq and is a predicted model, not a curated record. Gene Ontology annotation, biological process: defense response. Gene Ontology annotation, cellular component: extracellular region. The transcript has a single exon.
GCCCGCAUUUCAACCUGCUUGAUUCACUCCUUAUUAAUCACGUAAUAAACACCAUCUUUAAUUCUAUCCCUCCCCCAAUUGCGUCUAUAAAAGGCGAGCUCAGCCCUAGCUAGCAUUGUUGAACACCACAAUGCCGACUCUUAGACCCAUUCUCACCACCAUCUUCUUCCUCUUCACAGUGCUCAAGGUUUCAGCAUCAUCGUCAGUGAUAUUCUACAACAAGUGCCCCCACCCAGUGUGGCCCGGGAUCCAGCCCAGCGCAGGAAAGCCCGUUCUGGCCCGCGGAGGCUUCAAGCUCGCCCCAAACCGGGCCUACUCCCUCCAGCUACCCGCCCUCUGGUCCGGGCGCUUCUGGGGCCGCCACGGCUGCGCCUUCGACGUCGGCGGGCGCGGGCGCUGCGCCACCGGUGACUGCGGCGGGUCCCUCUUCUGCAACGGCAUCGGGGGAAGCCCACCGGCGACCCUGGCGGAGUUGACCCUGGGCAACGAGCAGGACUUCUACGACGUGAGCCUGGUGGACGGCUACAACCUGCCCAUCUCCAUCACCCCAUUCAAGGGAUCCGGAAAAUGCAGCUACGCGGGCUGCGUGAGCGACCUGAACACCAUGUGCCCCGUGGGCCUCCAAGUUCGCUCACGCGACAACAAGCGCGUGGUUGCCUGCAAGAGCGCUUGCUCCGCUUUCAACUCCCCCAAGUACUGCUGCACCGGCUCCUAUGGAAGCCCACAGGCCUGCAAGCCCACCGUCUAUUCCAAGAUCUUCAAGACCGCAUGCCCCAAGGCCUACUCCUAUGCCUAUGAUGACCCCACCAGCAUUGCUACUUGCACCAAAGCUAACUAUUUCCUCACCUUCUGCCCCCAUCGCCCCUGAUCCAUAAUUCAUCUUGUAUGCUUGUUCUACUUUAUUAGACCAUUGGAUCUAUCAUCUAUGUAUCCCUAAAUGGUAUUAUUAUAUUAAUGGUGCUUUGAUCAAUAUUACUACCUUUUUUCGUCGAGGUGCGCUAAUGUCCUCAGUUUAUGCUAUAGACGAUGGCCAACCACACUCUAUUUCUAUCCCCCACGGUCUAAUUGAUGUGUACUUCUUUCCGUCUCUAAUUGGCUUAUGAUUUGUCCA